UGGUUUUCUUGUGUCACGACGGAUCGCACACCAACCAUGGAACUUUUCCUGUUCCUGUCUGUAAUAUGACUGCCUUCUCUUCUUCAGUCAUGAGGGGCAGUUCUCUCUUCCAGCAGCCAUUGAGCUGCGACCGUGCUGGCGUAGAUGACGUAUGACCAUGAGAGGAGAACCACAGACAAAAACACCUGACAAAUGCAACAAAGCAGAGAUCCUCGGCGAAGCGUAAUCCGUUGUCUCGUAGGAAGGAGGAAUUCUUUGCAGCGGCCCAAAUUGCAGGUCUGUGCACCCGGGAGGAAAACUGCAGCAAAACACACCUGUUACCUUUCGGUUUCUUCAUUCCAACGCGGUGCACGGUGUCGAUAACAUUGGGGAACCGUUCAGCAUCGGACGGCAGCAGAGCCUGGCAAACUCGGAUCACCUCUUCACGUAAAACUCUUUCCUCCACACGCUCGGCCACACCGUGCAGUCUCAAGUUCCAUCGUCUUGAAUAUCUCUCCAUCUCGGUGAUGCGUUCUUGAAGUGUAUUGAUUAGCUUCUUGUCCCCCUCCACAGCCCGUUCCAGCCCAGACACUCUCCCCAUAAUCUCGCUUACUUGUUUGCAAAUUUGUUCCACUUUGGCAUUUCCGCUAGCAAUUUGAAUAGCAUUGGCCUGGAUCAACUUUUUCAACUCCUCCGAGCGGGCCUCCGAGCGGGCGCUAAGCUCAUCCGAGCGAGCAUUAAUUAGCGCGGAUAGCGUAGCAACAAUGUCACUGUUGUCCAUUUCAUCUUUACCUUUCUAUGUGGGAGGCUUCUCCGGUGUUACUGGUAGGGAAGGGAGAUUUUAUUCAUUAAUGAGAUGCACUUUCAUGCUGUUUCCACCGAUGAAAUAGUCAUGGCAGUUCUUGAAUAGCAAGUUUGAAUGUCCGGUUGUAUCGUUAUCCGCCAUUUUCUUCGCCAUACCUUUCCUUUUCGAGCCAGAAGACAUCGCCAAAGUUCAAAGAAGCAGUCGUCAAAGUCCAGCCAAAAGUAUCACAAAAUGAUCCAAAUACUAUAAAUAAACUAUUCAGGCUUUUUAUAAUUAUGCACGACCAGUUUUUGCAAGGUUAUAAUCCUUUUUUUGGAUGCUGCUCCCGCAUGUAGGACCGUUCACGGCGCCAUCUUGGAUCCUCCGAUGUUAUGGAUUUUAUAGGAAUUGAAUCGCUCUAAAGUGACGUCACAUCUUCUCCGGGUUCUUGUCGGUGGGUCGCACGUUGCCAAUAUUUGCCACAGCGCUGCUCUGUGUUCAGGCCUUUCAUUGCAUUAUUUUAUUUUAUUGAAUAAUGAUCAUUUUAUAUAUUCAUAUACAAACACAUUGACGCAAUUCCAAUACAAUACAAUUUAACAUUGUUCUAAUGUUCCAGAUCAGGCCGAAUAAAUACCAUGAUGAAUCAAAUUCAAACAAGUCUCAUGCAAAAAAAAACGGUUUGAUUGAUUGAUUGAUUAAUUGAUUGAUUGAUUGAAACUUUUAUUAGUAAUUUGCACAGUCCGGUACAUAUUCCGUACACCCGAAAAAGUUUUUCAACUUGUUUAAGUCGGGGUCCACGUUAAUCAAUUCAUGGUUACAAGUAAAAGUAAAUAUGACACUGUAAGUUCUUCCACAUUUGUUGUUCUUGCCUGCUGCUAACUCACGCCAAGAGAUGUUUCUUAACUUUAUUUGCUGUUUAGUCUUUUUUAAAUCUAUCAAAUUGUCUGUUUAUAUAUAUAUUUGUGUGUGUGUGUGUGUGUGUGUGUGUGAGUGUGCGUGUCUGUGUAUGAGAGUGUGUGUGUGCGUGCGUGUGCGAACGAAGGUCAAGUCCAAAGGUCACCCAUGCACAGUCAAGUGUGUGUUUGUCCCAACAAAAUCAAUGUGUGUGUGUUAAUGCGUCUGAGUGUGUGAAUACGUGUUGUGGUCGACAUGGGCACAAUGUGGCGGAGGGUGCUGCUUCGCUGCCUGCUGCUGUUGGCCAUCCCGGCAUUGCUGGUGUUAGUCGCGUGGCUCCCUCAGGGUGACGUGGCAGACUGUGGCUCCACCUUCUUUCCGUGUGUGACGACGUACUGGAGAAGGCCUCCAGUGGUGGCCGAGAAGGAGUUGGCCCCACCUCUCAUCCACGAGUGUCCUGAUCAAUUGUUUCAGACAUGGCGUCUGCUGCACUUUUUGACAUUGAGUGUUAGCGUUGGCAACGACAUCCUGCUGGAGCCGUACCUGCAGAGCUGGGAUCAGCUAAUUCUUUUCAUGGAGUCCUUGGGACCAGUGGUUAACUUCUUCUCUCAGAAGGUCAGUGACAAGGUGGCGUUAAUCCGGCAGCUGGCUCGCCAACACCAGGAGCGUGGACCGGAGAGCGGGGCAUACCGCUCGGUGCGCUCCAUGGUGGAGGCGGAGCUAAAGGAAGGGGUGGUUCACUUUUCGCGCCACACGGAUUCGGGCUGCAGGACACUGCUGCGUUUGCAUAGGUCGUUACUGUGGCUCGCCCUGACACUGGACGGACUGACGCACACGCCAGACGCCCUUGGGCGCCUCAAGACACCGGGCGAGCUCAGCAGGGAAGCCUACCAAACAGCGCUGGCCCCCCAUCACCCGUGGAUGCUGCGACAGGCGGCCGAGUUUGUCUUCCUUGCCCUACCCGACAGGGAGCAUUUCUUGCGGCUGGUGUGCGUGCAGAGCCAGCAGGAGGCGGAGCCCGUCCUGCGCGUCAUCAUUCGCGCUUUACAGCUGGUCUACAGCAGAACUCAGCGGAUUCUAGAACAGAACGGAAUGCUGGAGCUGCCAUAAACGUGUCCAGGUCACAUGACCUACAAACGACAACAGGCACAUGGAGCAAAUUGGCUCUGAGUCCUCCAGGAUCCGUUUGGUUCACAUGAGUUUGUGUCUGUCAAAUACCUUCUUCAAACUCUUCCCCUCUGAUUAGUUUUCGUCACAGUAAAUCAGCCACACACAAUGUAUUGCUGUAUGUUUCUAAAUUGUAACUUCACUGUAAACUAUUAAUUUAAUGUUGUGUAUAUGCUGUACGUCGCCAGCAACAGCGGCUGUAUUUCCUUUUCAUCCGUGUUUGAAAGUUGCAGAAAUAAUUCAUAUUUUCAUAUAAGUUGUUUACAUUCAGACAAAGCAAGCGCAAAAAUAUCUUUUGGAGAUGUGGCCAUCAUGGUUUUCCGAGAUUGUAACAUGAACGCUCACAACUCGGGUGUAAUGUCAUUCCUAUAGCUCUGACUUCUCACUUCCGAGGUGAAUGGAAUGCAGCAUAACUGUAGAUAAACAAUCAUGCUUCCCACCUGGAUAGUAGAAUGACAAGGACAUUUUCUGGCAAGUUGGUACAUUUUGACAGCCAAUUAAGACCCGGUAAUGGUGAGAAUGCCACAUUCUUCAUCUUGAUAGGAAUAUAGGAAAGUCCCAGCAGUCGGCAUAUUAAUCACAGCAGACAUUGCACAGUAAGUGAUUUUGUAUCAUGUUUGUUGGCGCUCAUGAAGUCUGCAGUGAGUAGUAAUCAGUGAUGUUGAAAAAAAAGCGAACAUUGUGAUGCGUUUUUGUAAAGAAUGCGCCGCGUAUGCUUAAAAUUUUAAAAUAUGUAAAUAUGAAAUGUUAUUAUAAAUGUAGCCAUUACUACGUUAAAUAUUUACUUACACCAUGUAUAUAAAACCUUAAUGGAGGUGUUUGGAUGUUUUUAGGGGCUGUAUAUGCAGAAAAGAACGACUUCUAUAGACUCCAUUGUAAGUGGACUUUUGAUCGCAUUUAGUUAGGCCAGUGGUUAUCAACCUUUUUUCAGUGAUGUACCCCCUGUGAACAUUUUUUUAAUUCAAGUAUCCCCUAAUCAGAGCGAAGCAUUUUUGGUUGAAAAAAAGAAAUAAAUAAGUAAAAUACA
Messenger RNA from Nerophis ophidion (straightnose pipefish), 3851 nucleotides. RefSeq names its product glycolipid transfer protein domain containing 2a (gene gltpd2a). Gene Ontology annotation, molecular function: ceramide 1-phosphate transfer activity; ceramide 1-phosphate binding. Lineage: Eukaryota; Metazoa; Chordata; Actinopteri; Syngnathiformes; Syngnathidae. Bases 1913 to 2767 code for a protein of 284 amino acids. The record is from RefSeq and is a predicted model, not a curated record. The transcript is spliced from 7 exons. Gene Ontology annotation, biological process: ceramide transport; intermembrane lipid transfer. Gene Ontology annotation, cellular component: cytoplasm; cytosol; membrane.